This is a messenger RNA of Prunus avium (sweet cherry), 1131 nucleotides long. Lineage: Eukaryota; Viridiplantae; Streptophyta; Magnoliopsida; Rosales; Rosaceae. The record is from RefSeq and is a predicted model, not a curated record.
AUGGGAGAAACUCAGAAGGAGAUGGCAGACACGAUCAAGGAGCUGAAAAGUUCGGUCUCUAAGCCAAGCGAAGAAAAUGAGAAACACCCACAAAAGGAGUCUGCUGCUCCUGGAAAAGGGUCUGAACAAAAGGGACCAUCUUUUGUCACCCAAGAAGAUGUCAUUGCUAUGCUGGAAAAAGAGCUGAGUAGAAGCCAAGAGGAUUGGAAGUAUAUUCCUCAACCGCCGUAUCCAUCAAGCUUGCUCCAACAACCAUAUCCUAAGGGCUAUGAAACACCAGGCUUUUUCCUCUUCGGUGGGAGGAAAGAAAGCCCGAAGGAGCAUGUCAACCGUUUCCUUGAUGCCUUGGGACCACGUGCUAGCAACCAUAAUCUCCGGCUCCGUGAGUUCUCAAAGAGCCUUACCGACCGUGCUUAUACAUGGUAUACGACACUAGCACCAGGCUCUGUUCGUUCGUGGGAAGAUUUGGUCAAUAGGUUCUGCAAAAAGUAUUUCCAUCAUGAGGAGAGAGUUACAACCACUCAACUCAACAACACUCGCCAAAAACAUGGGGAGGAUCCCAUUGAUUUUGUAUGCAGGUUCUGGGACCUAGCUUUGGACUGCUAUGACGAAAAGGAUGAGGAGGCGCUGGUCGAAAUUUGCAUCAACAAUAUCGUGACAGAUUAUAGAGUCUAUUUGGAAAACAUUGGCAUCAAUCAAUUUUCUCGGCUGCUGGAAGCAGUAAGGAAGACAAGUAUGUCUGUCAAACCAGCUGGACAGAGAAGCUGGAGGAGUGAGAAGAAGGAGGCGCAUCAGACAUUGGCUGUGGACGAUAAAUCAUCGGAUGACUACAACUCACGCAAGCGAAAGGAUAGGGAGACAUACCCGCCAUUACCUUGCAAAGACGAAGAAUUCCAUGCCAUUCUGGACACAAUGAUUGCUGACAGUGCAAUCAAGCCUCUCAGACCUUACAAAAUCCCCCCCCGAGAGGAGAAAAAUGUUCCUAGGUACUGCCGUUACCAUCAAUUUGUAGGGCAUCCAAGCACAACUUGUCAGAGCUUAAGGAGGAUUUUACAUGCUAAAAUACAUGAGGGAGUCCUCGAGCUUCCCUCUAGGAAGCAAACCAUUGAUGAAGACCCCUUGCCAAAAUGA